This is a messenger RNA of Megalops cyprinoides (Indo-Pacific tarpon), 1204 nucleotides long. It is a transcript of the gene pdcd10a, whose product is annotated as programmed cell death 10a. The record is from RefSeq and is a predicted model, not a curated record. The transcript has 8 exons. Bases 187 to 819 code for a protein of 210 amino acids. Gene Ontology annotation, molecular function: protein kinase binding. Gene Ontology annotation, cellular component: Golgi apparatus; FAR/SIP/STRIPAK complex. Gene Ontology annotation, biological process: regulation of Golgi organization; positive regulation of MAP kinase activity. NCBI's taxonomy places the organism in Eukaryota, Metazoa, Chordata, Actinopteri, Elopiformes, Megalopidae.
UGCUCAUACAGAAAACUUCCGUCUUCGGUUAAAAAAAGAAAACACGUACACAAGAGUUUUCGAGCUUACAUCAAAAACGCAAAGAGCAGGGAUUGUCUGGGCUCUUCCUCUGCGAUAAUCAGCUGUGAAUGAAGAGUAUACUGCCUCUGUAGCACCUUCUCACCGAAAGUGGGCCUUCGGACGAGGAUGACAAUGGAAGAGAUGAAGAAUGAAGCAGAGACGACCUCGAUGGUUUCCAUGACACUCUACGCAGUCAUGUACCCUGUUUUCAAUGAGCUGGAGAGAGUGAACCUGUCUGCGGCACAGACACUGCGGGCAGCCUUCAUCAAGGCAGAAAAGGAGAACCCAGGCUUAACCCAGGACAUAAUUGUGAAGAUCCUGGAGAAGAAGAACGUAGAGGUGAACUUCACAGAAUCUCUGCUGCGCAUGGCUGCUGAUGAUGUGGAAGAGUACAUGAUUGACAGACCGGAGCAGGAGUUCCAGGACCUGAAUGAGAAAGCCCGCGCACUGAAACAGAUCCUGAGCAAAAUCCCAGACGAGAUCAACGACAGAGUGCGCUUCCUGCAGACCAUUAAAGACAUCGCCAGUGCCAUAAAGGAGCUGCUGGACACUGUCAACAACGUGUUUAAGAAAUAUCAAUAUCAGAACCGCAGGGCACUCGAACACCAAAAGAAGGAAUUUGUGAAAUACUCCAAAAGCUUCAGCGAUACCCUCAAAACGUACUUCAAAGAUGGAAAGGCAAUAAACGUCUUCAUCAGCGCCAAUAGACUGAUUCACCAAACCAACUUAAUACUGCAGACCUUCAAAACUGUUGCCUAGGAGCUUCUGUUGUUAGAGGUGUUUUUUUUUUUUUUUAUUUGGGGUAGGAUAACCUUUAUAUGUAUAAUGUAAAUUUUUUUUGACUGUAUAAUUUAUAAGUCUUGCUUCAUGGGGGACAACUUGAGGCAGGGCAUUUUGGAUGGCAUAAUUGCCCAGCUUUUCUAUUCAUUUUACUUUUAGCAUCUUAAUCAUGAUCUCACCACAAAAGGAUUCUAGCUUCACUUCUUUGCUGUAACUAUUGUUCUAUCAAAAAGAAAGCCAAAAGAUUUUUGCGCCUUAAAACGUGUCAUGUAACAUUCCUAAUAUGAAGUGUAAAUAUUGGUAUUCUGUUUCAGACAUUCUAACUUGAAUAAGAAAUGCAAGUUAUGUAUUUAACAGAUAUUUG